AUGAAAUUAAUAUCAAUCCAUGUUAUCCAAACAAUAUUGUUAAUGACACAGAUGAUAAAUUCAUACGUACUACAUGGGACUUCUGAUAUACCAAAUGCUAGUGAAAUGACAAGACAAAAAAAUUUGAUUCCGAAUAAAGUCAAAAAAUCGGUAGUUGUAAAGGAGAAAAGUGACCUCUGGGACUUAGGGAUCAUUCAUUACGAAAUAGAUGAUAUUUUUACUGACUUCCAACGUAGGAUAAUAAAACAAGGUAUGCGCAUGUGGGAAGAGUCCAGUUGCAUUCAAUUUGUCGAAAGAAAUUCGGAUGUCCAUCAAGAUUAUGUCGCCUUUACUAAAUUGGAUUGCGGAUGUUGUUAUAUCGAAAACGAGCCAAGAAACAAAGGUCGCAAUGAAUUGAGUUUAGCUGAUGGAUGUGAAGAAAUAAAUAUUGUUCUUCAUGAAUUGGGACACAUUUUGGGUUUUUACCAUGAACACCAACAUCCGGACCGCGACCAGUACAUUGAAAUCCUAUUUAUGAAUAUUGAGCCAGGGUAUCGAACAGAAUUUGGGCGGUACUCACGAGCGGAGGUUGAUACUUUAGGAUUGCCCUAUGAUUACCAUUCUACGAUGCAUUUUUCAAAGAAUGUCUUUGCAUACUUCAAUUUUUUGACUACGAUAGUUAUGAAACAAAGUGUCGACGGGAAAAUACCAAAUAUUGGCAAUAAAAAAGUUCUCAGUGGCGGAGACAUUGAAGCUGUCAAUAUUCUAUAUAACUGUCCAAUAUGUGGAGGUACUGUCUACGACAAAUACGGGAUUAUCGAAUCGCCACCUUACUUAGAGGCUAAUUUUCCAACGGGCAUAAUUCAUUGCGAAUGGAAAGUAGUUGCAGCGAAAGGAGAAAAAAUACUUUUGGAGCUUUCGACAUCAAAUAUUUUUAAAUCUUUCAAUUGUACUUCAGAUUAUCUCGAAAUCCGAAAGGGUUACCAGAGUAAUACUACUUUAUUAGGUCGGUACUGUGGGACACAUGAAACUAUAAUUACACAUCUAGUUGACCAUUACGCAGUAGUAACAUACAUAAGGUCGACUAAUUUAAACGAACCUAAUAUUGGUUUUAGAAUUAAUUACGCAGUAAUAUGUGGAAUAGGUACUGUGAUACCUAUAAAUGAAUUUAAAAGCUAUGAUUUGAAGUCACCAAACUACCCAGAUGCUUAUGAACCAUUCAGCAAUUGUCUGUGGGAAUUCAAAGCGCCUGAUAAUUACAAGAUAAAAGUUGAAUUCAAUUUCUUCGCUAUAGAAACCAGUCCUGAUUGUAAAAGCGACUUCGUUCAGAUAGAAGAUGCUACUAAACACGAAAUGCCCGUCAUCGGACGUUACUGUGGCAAUCAAAAUCCUGGAGAAGUUGAUACUGGCGUUAAUAAUAUUUUUAUUAAAUUUUCUAGCAACAAUAACAACGUCGGCGUCGGCUUUCAAGCUGACAUUUCUGUUGAAUCAAUUGAUUUUUGA
Molecule: messenger RNA, 1482 nt
Organism: Cotesia congregata
Lineage: Eukaryota; Metazoa; Arthropoda; Insecta; Hymenoptera; Braconidae
Source: the annotation of a GenBank genome assembly